CUUCCUGCGCAGCACGGCGUGGCCAGGCGGCUGGGUGCCGGGAGGGUUCACUCGGCAGCAAGAUGCGCAUCGAGAAAUGUUACUUCUGCUCCGGGCCCAUCUACCCGGGACACGGGCUCAUGUUCGUGCGGAACGACUGCAAGGUCUUUAGAUUCUGCAGAUCAAAAUGCCACAAAAACUUUAAAAAGAAACGAAAUCCCAGAAAGGUCAGAUGGACCAAAGCCUUCCGGAAAGCAGCUGGUAAAGAACUAACAGUGGAUAAUUCAUUUGAGUUCGAAAAACGUAGAAAUGAGCCACUGAAAUACCAGAGAGAGCUGUGGAGCAAAACUGUUGAUGCAAUGAAGAGAGUGGAAGAGAUCAAACAAAAACGCCAAGCUAAAUUUAUCAUGAACAGAUUAAAGAAGAGCAAAGAGCUGCAGAAGGCACAAGACAUCAAAGAAGUCAAGCAAAACAUACACCUUGUUCGGGCUCCACAUGCAGGCAAAGCAAAACGGCUGGAGGAGAAAAUGGUACAGAAAUUGCAAGAGGCUGUAGCUAUGGAAGAAGAGUCCUAAAAACCUUGUCUUUUUUUUCCUUCUAUUUUUACUUCCUCAACUUACUUAGUGUUUUUUGACUCUCCUCUUCAGAGUUCUGACUUGUGCAUUAUUGAUUCGUUUGACAUUUGUUCAUUGAAAUGAAAGGUGAUUAAACACACCCUAGAUGCA
Molecule: messenger RNA, 704 nt
Organism: Emys orbicularis (European pond turtle)
Lineage: Eukaryota; Metazoa; Chordata; Testudines; Emydidae
Gene: RSL24D1
Product: ribosomal L24 domain containing 1
Exons: 6
Coding region: 63-554 (163 amino acids)
Biological process (GO): ribosomal large subunit biogenesis
Cellular component (GO): nucleolus
Source: RefSeq, a predicted model, not a curated record